CGUCACUGUGUGUGUGUGUGUGUGUGUGUCUCUUCCUGCAAUCACACUCACUGAAGCUUCCUUUCCUUUACACACGACAGUUGGAUUUACACUGCUACACCACAGAUCAGGAUGUUCUCUAGUCUGGCUCGCUGUGCCUCCAGAGCAGCUCUGCAUGUCCUGAAAGGAACCAGUCGUCCUUCCAAGCCAGGAAAAGUGCCUUGUUUUGGGCAUCAGACACUGGCAGUGGUCCCGCUACCGACUGUUGGAGGGAGUACAGUGGUUAGACAUGCUCAAGUCCUGGACCACAAGAGGCUGCUACAGGUGGAGUGGGAUGAUGGAAGCUAUAGUUUUUACCCAUUUACCUGGCUUCGGGAUAACUGCCAGUGCCCUCUGUGCAUGCUGCAGUCAGCAAAAGCACGGAGUCUGCUCCUCACUGACCUUGAUGUGCAUACUGGAAUGGACCAAGUGCAAAUAACUGAGAAUAACAAGGUCUCUAUCACAUGGCCAGAUCAACAUAGCAGUGAGUUUGAGCCUGACUGGUUAAAGAAAAGAUGCUUCUCACCAGAGGCAAGACAAGCACGGCAGGAGGAACUUUUUCUAAACGAGCGUGAAUUCUGGGACUCUGCUCUGCAGAUCCCCAUGGCAGAUUUUGAGGAGGUUCUACAUGAUGAUAAGGCUGCUCUGGCCUGGCUUAUGGCCCUAAGGCGUUUCGGGAUCGUGUACCUGAAGGGGGCGCCAGUGGAGCAAGGCCAGUUGGCUAGACUCAGUCGGAGAAUUGGAUACCUCAGACUCACGUUCUAUGGACACACAUGGCAAGUGCAAGACAAGCCCAUGGCCAACAACGUAGCAUAUACCUCAGGCAAGCUGAGCCUGCACACAGACUAUCCUGCUCUGCACCAUCCUCCUGGGGUGCAGUUCCUACACUGUCUGCAGCAGGCCCAGCAGGGUGGAGAGAGUGAGGUGGUGGAUGGGUUCCACAUGGCCGAGCUGCUCAGGAGAGAGGACCCCGAGGCAUUUAACACACUCUCAUCCCUCUACAUCGACUACACAGACACCGGCUCUGACUACUGCGACUUCAUCGUGCAAUCCAAGAACCGCAUUAUAGAUGUGGACUGUGAAGGCCGUGUGGUGAGGAUAAACUAUAACAAUGCAACAAGAGACUCUACCCUGGAUCUACCUCUCGAUCAGGUGCAGCCGUUCUACUCCUCCCUGAAGAGCUUUGUGGAGCUGAUGAACCGGCCGGAGAACGUGGUCUCCUACAGGAUGGAGCCAGGUGACCUGGUAACCUUUGAUAACUGGCGUCUGCUGCACGGCCGGAAGAACUACUCUGGCGGCAGGACCCUAAGACACCUAGAGGGAGCAUACCUGGACUGGGAUGAAGUCAUGUCCCGUAUGCGCAUCCUCCGUAAAGCUGUCCAUGGAGACAGCUAGGAAUUCCUUUUACUUCAUCUGAAACACAAGUACUGUCAGUAGGAGUCCAAGCCUGAAGCUGCACGUCGCUAAAUUAAAGUUGGAACUUUUAAGAACCCCAGUGUGAGAUUAAUGUGAGUAAAUAUGUUUUUGGGAUCUACAAGUACUUCAUGAGGGUAAAAAACAACAACAAAAAACUUUUCCUUGACUCUUUUUCAACAUGGUCUGAAAGAUUUGAACACCAGGAUGAUCUUCUGGUAAAAAAAAAAAAAAAUGUGUCAGACACGAAAUUCCCAUUUUAAUUGAAACGGUUCUAUUGAGCCGUAAAUAGUAAAAGAUUAUCUUAACAGCGCAGUGCAUGUGAAGCUAAUGUUCUCACAUCUUUGGCAUAAUUCAUUUAAAAGCCUGACUAAGAAACUGAACACCCAAGAGGUUAUUAUGUGGAACCUGCCAACACUGUUGCUAAAAUUCUUCAGACAUUUUAAUCCUUAGUUCUGAACUUUGUCAAUGAAUUGGUAAAUUAGUAUUUAAUAAUACUAGUGGUCUAAUGACAUGAAACAUCUAUUUUACAUCAAUUUUAUUUACAUAGUGCUGUACAGUGCUUCUCACCAUGACUUGGCAACAAACGUGAACUCAGAACUAUCCGUGUCCUGCCCUAGCGCGUGUUGUUUCCCAUUGCACAACUCGACCUGUGAAGGUAGGAGGAGUUUCCCCUGGUGGUGACAUUAUUAGUGAAAUACUACUCAAAAGAAAUUCAAACUAUUUGGAAAGCAUAUCUUAUCUGAUGUUUAAAUACAUUAUUAUUAUUUUUACAAACCUUGGUACCUGGGAUGUCACGGUAACCAAAUUCGGCACGGGUACAUAAGUACAGCACAGCUCACUUGGCGGUGGGAAACAGCCGAGCAGUGUCACACGGUCCGGUGGAAAUGUAUUAAUACAGCAUUUUGUAAAUAUCCUGCUGACUAAGUUACUUAGAAUGAAGCUAGCUUUAAAGUGGGUUUGUUUUCCUAAAUAUUCUUAUAAACUCAGCACCUGCAAUGCAUAAACAGCCACUUGCUGUUCUAUUUAUGUUAUUUAUGUUUAAUGGCAAGAGUGACAAGUGUUUUUUUUUUUUUUUUUAGGUACAAUGUUAUGACUACUGUAUGUAACCAGGAAAACUCAUGUACUUUUUUUUUUCCUCUUUAUUAGUAUCAAUGUGUAAUCAUCUUUGUAACAUUUUAAGCUCAAUGUCUUAAAUGUAUGUUUGCAUGCUGCAUAAAAAGCUCACUCUCCCUGUAUCCAGAUUUAAAACUGUUCAGGAUGAUAUCAGGGGCAUCAGUGAUAAAAGUAACUUACUUUUAAUGUCUUAAAAAUAGAGCUUCUCAAAAGGAGAUUAUGUACAGGUUAUUAUAGCAGGCCAGGCUGCAGUAAGGUACUAAAAUCAAGAGCAGCAGACUUUUUUUUAAUUUUUAAAACAUUGACCCUGCACUUGUGUUUUCGAGAACCCUUGUCAACUUGCUAGAAAUCAGUGGCUACUUGCAGCACAAGUUGUGUGGUAGGAAGUGAACACGCCCUAAAGUGUAAGCACAAUUUAUUUAAAACAAUUAUCUUUCAAGUUUUGUCUAAUUCUUUCGAACUGCGUAGACUCACCGGUUUGUUAUCUAGUUGUAAUAAUGUUGUACCUAUUAACUAUAAAUAUAUAACCAAUGAAAACUCAAUUAAAAGGCAAUAAAUUUAUUUUAAAUAACA
Molecule: messenger RNA, 3120 nt
Organism: Ictalurus furcatus (blue catfish)
Lineage: Eukaryota; Metazoa; Chordata; Actinopteri; Siluriformes; Ictaluridae
Gene: bbox1
Product: butyrobetaine (gamma), 2-oxoglutarate dioxygenase (gamma-butyrobetaine hydroxylase) 1
Exons: 8
Coding region: 112-1413 (433 amino acids)
Biological process (GO): carnitine biosynthetic process
Cellular component (GO): mitochondrion
Molecular function (GO): gamma-butyrobetaine dioxygenase activity; iron ion binding
Source: RefSeq, a predicted model, not a curated record